GCGAGCGGGCGGCGAGCGCGGAGUCAAAGCUACGGCCCCGCUGCCGGCGCGGAGCAGCGCGGGGUGCGGGCCCCCAAUGCCGCCCGGUGGGCCGGGGCCAGCCCCGGGGGCGUCCCCCGGUGACACCCCCCGGAGUCCCCGCCGCGUUCCCCCGGGCCGUGCCCGCAGGAGGAGGAUCGCGCUGAGCCUGCCCGCAGGCAGGUGAUCCGUCUGCCGCUCCUGUUCCCCUCCUGCCCACCUCCCCGCCUCGCCUUCGCCCCCCCGGCUGGACAACUCCCUGCUUUGGAGAACACGCCCAAGUAGCUGAAAAAGAGAGAAAGAGAGGGAAAAAAAAAAAAAAAAAAAAAAGGAAAAGUGUGUGUGUGGGGAGGUGUGUGAAGAAGAGAGAGAGCCAAUUCACACCGAAGGUGGGGACGCGGCUGGCGCUCGCAGGACCCCGCAGCCCGUCCAGCCCCGCGCUCCCGGACAGCGCCCGCGGCCGGAGCGGGGCCGGCAGCGCGGGCGGAGCGCAGCCCCGGCGGGGCCAUGCCGAGAGGCGGCGGGGGCUCGGCGCGGAGCCGUGGGCGCUGCGGGGCGCGGCGGGGGCUGUCCCGCUCGGCCGGGCGGCCGUGACGGAGCGGCCCCGGCCCCGAGCGCGCUGGGCAUCGUUUCGCGUGUUGGUCUGAGCCACGGCAAGCAAGGAAUAUGAACAGGAAAACAAGGCGCUGGAUCUUCCACAUCUUCCUGAGCCUGGGGAUUGUGUAUAUCAAGAUUGGGGGUUUCUCCUCUGUGGUGGCCCUGGGAGCCAGCAUCAUCUGUAACAAGAUCCCGGGGCUCGCGCCCCGGCAGCGGGCGAUCUGCCAGAGCAGGCCCGACGCGAUCAUUGUCAUCGGGGAAGGGUCCCAGAUGGGCAUCAACGAGUGCCAGUUCCAGUUCCGCAACGGGCGCUGGAACUGCUCGGCCCUGGGCGAGCGGACGGUCUUCGGCAAGGAGCUCAAAGUGGGGAGCAGGGAGGCCGCCUUCACCUACGCCAUCAUUGCGGCCGGCGUGGCGCACGCCAUCACGGCGGCCUGCACGCAGGGCAACCUCAGCGACUGCGGCUGCGACAAGGAGAAGCAGGGCCAGUACCACAAGGAGGAGGGCUGGAAAUGGGGCGGCUGCUCCGCCGACAUCCGCUACGGCAUCGGCUUCGCCAAGGUCUUCGUGGACGCCCGGGAGAUCAAGCAGAACGCCAGGACGCUCAUGAACCUGCACAACAAUGAGGCCGGGCGCAAGAUCCUGGAGGAAAACAUGAAGUUAGAGUGCAAGUGCCACGGGGUCUCAGGGUCCUGCACCACUAAAACCUGCUGGACAACGCUGCCCAAGUUCCGGGAGCUGGGCUAUAUCCUCAAGGACAAGUACAACGAGGCCGUGCAGGUGGAGCCCGUCAGGGCCAGCCGCAACAAGCGCCCCACCUUCCUCAAGAUCAAGAAGCCCCUUUCCUACCGCAAACCCAUGGACACAGACCUGGUGUACAUCGAGAAAUCCCCCAACUACUGCGAGGAGGACCCGGUGACAGGCAGCGUGGGCACACAGGGCAGGAUGUGCAACAAGACGGCGCAGCAGUCCAACGGCUGUGACCUGAUGUGCUGCGGCCGCGGCUACAACACCCACCAGUACUCCAGGGUGUGGCAGUGCAACUGCAAGUUCCACUGGUGCUGCUACGUGAAAUGCAACACGUGCAGCGAGAGGACAGAGGUGUACACCUGUAAGUGAGCACCUGCCCCGGCCGCUCCCCGGCCUGGAUACAUUUGCACGUGCGCUCGAUGUGGCUGAGCGGAACUGCGGGAAGAGCUGCUCUCCCUGACGAGAUGCUUACGAACGGAGCCCUCUCUUCUCCCCUCAUGUUUCGUUGCUUAUGUGGAUACACAUUUCAGACUCUUACAAAGUCAGCCAAGAAACAAAACCAAGAAAACUCCUCCCCGGGCCACCAGAGACAUGAAAGAGAGAGAAAAGGAUCAUCUCAGUGAGCCUGCCCCUCGGGAGGAAGGAGCCCUGGCUGCCUUGUGGAAAGACACCGGCCAGGGAGGAAUCUCUGGGUGUGGCAACGAACUCUUGGUUUGGGAAAGGGAUGGUCAAACACCUCUGUGUACAAGGAGCAGGGAGGGGUAGGGGAGAAAUCCCUACAAAAGGGCUUUGCACAGGAUGGGAUGGACAGAGCCUCCCCGUGAAUUGCCCGUGGUAGUGUGUGGAUAACACAGAUUUAGGCUUCCACACUCGUGAAAAGCUUCUACUGAUCUUGCCCAUCUUUCCGCUUCACAGCACUUGCUGCAGCAAGAAGAACUGUGGAAGGGUUCUGUAGACACUGCUUUAUCUGCCUUUCUCUUGUGUGUGUGAGCUGCAGAUUUUAGCACAGGGAUUUGGGACACUUGGGCAUAAUAAUAACAAUAUUUAACAAUUUAUUCAGAUAAAACUAAUAUUAAUUUAUUUAAUUAAAAGAAGAACUUUACAAACCUUUCUGGAACUAUUCUGCAAUUAAAGUAGAUAGCUGGCUUUCUUUGUGGAAUAAUUUUGUAGGAUCAGCAAGGAAACACUGGAGCUGUACAUAUUACUCUUGACUAGGAUAUUUCUAUUAGUUGGACUUGCAGAAUAUGUUCUACAGUACUGGAUGUUUAAGGACAAAAGCUGGCGUCUUUAUAUAUAUGUACAUACACAAACACACUGUAUUUGGGGGUUUUUGUUCGUUUGUUUCCUCCUGUUUGCUGCUAGUUGUCUGGAACAAAAGUGGAGUGGUAGGGGUUACAAAUCUUUACCAGUUUUGCAGUUUUAUUUUUUCUUUGAUUAAAGAAAGAAAAAUUAAUAAAAUCCUGUUUGGAAUAUGUCUAAAAUUAAGAAAAUCCAGGCAAAAUUCCAUCUUUUGGAAAAAAUCAACCAUAGGAUAAGAGAGUAUAUUUUGUAAGAGACUAUUUUUAUAUAAAUAUUUUAUUUAUACUACGUCUGCUUGUUCAACCUGUACUUUUUCUCAAAACAGGCAUACAAUUUGUAAUUCUUAGGCUAUUUAACAGAGAAAGGGUAAUUAGUUUGUGAACACAACAGCAGCAAGCUGGAUGCAUUCAGCUGCAAUUGGUGGAUGUAUCAGAAAGUAGGAUGAACUUUCUCUCCUGGCUCUUUUCCUGCAGCUCAGUUUGCAGAAUAUGCAAAACAAGAACAGGGUAUGUAGCACCAAUUUUGUCACAUGGCUUGAAUUCAUGAUUGGUAUUAACUGGAUGCUCAUUUAUCCCAUUCAAGAAAAAAAAAUCCGAAUUAGCUUCCCACAUGCGUCAGUCAUUAAACUGUGGCGUUAUGACUCGCAAAUGUGCUGUGUGUGCUGUCAGUUAAACCUCUGCUUUGUGCUGCUGUCAAAUCUGAUUCCCAUCAGGACAAGACUGUAGACUGUGACUGUAAUAACUUGCAUGACACACAUCGUCUGAUUCUCAUAGAUAGGAUACAAAGCUUACUUUUUGUCCAGCUCCUUUUGGCAUUUACAUUAUUCUUUCCCCCACUCCAAAGGCCAGAGCGCAGAAAUACAGGAAAACAUUUGGAUGAGUUUAAAGAGGCAAAUUUAAAGACUACUCACUUGUUUUUCAGAGCCUAAGCUGUUUUGCACUGUGGUAUUUCCUUUUUAUCACUGCUGAUUUCUUCAGACAUUCGAGUGGUAAAUAUUUCUCUGCAUUUAAAAUCAUUCUGUUCCUACUGCUUAACUCAUGUGUGGCUCAUAAAAAGCCAUGUCUAAUUCUAACAUUGUUUUUCACUGGGUGAGAAAUGUGGCCCAGCGUUACAGAUGAUAUUGCACAUUGUCUGGGACAGAUCAGGUUCUCUGCUCCUUCCAGACUGCAGGAUCGCCCCUGUUAAUGAGGCAUCAGUGAUGGGAAUGUGCCACUGACUCCCUGCAAAGCAGCAAGUGCCACCAGGGGUAGGUGAGACACCUCUGUCCCGUGUGCACAGAUCCUUCUCAGGCAAAACUCCCACCCAACACUGUGAAAACAGAGAAUUUCUGAGAAGGGAAACAGAAGCAUCUCAAAAGAUGCUGCAAAGUUUGACAACCUACCUGUUAGGACUUGGGUUUUAACUCACUCCUUGUAUAUAUAUUAUUUAAGAACACAAGCCCAUGCCGUACCUAAUCCUAGCAAUGUAUAUCAGGGGUUAAUGCACAGUUUCUUUGCAGACCUGCCACUUAACACGAAAUAGAAUUUUUAUUCAAUUCAGGCACCAGAAUGGGAUAUCAAAAUAAAGUUAUUAAUGUCAUUUACUUGCAAUCUUAUGACUUGUCAAUUUUCAUUGGGUCACUGCUCUUAGUCCUCCUCAAUUCCAUACAACUGGAUUUAAAAUGCAGCCACAUACAGUAGGUAUGUUCAUUAUAACUGUAUUAUGGUUGAAUAAUUCAGAUCUAGCAUUUAACAUUGGACUCUCCCCCCCAGUUUGUAGUGCGCUUGGAUUUAGUGAAUACCAUAUCAUAGUUAAAAUUGUGUUUUCCUCACUAAUUAGAGUUCUUUUACAAGUUAUUACUUUUGCAGCAUGUUUUUACUAUAGAAAAGUAAUGUGCAAAACUCCUGCUUCCUGUAAAUUUCCCUAUGCAGUGAUGUGUCAUGUACAGCUAGCAGAAUAAUUAUUGAAGGACAAAUAUCUUUAAACAGUUUUACUCACAAUAAUAAAAAACUGGAUGCACAAGGUAUUCAAUUUGGUACAAAUUUCCCCUAUAUUUUACAAUAUUGCUGAUGAGAAAAUGGAGAGAAAAAAAAGGGAAAAAAAGCUGUCAAUUUGUUGAAUAACUGGAAUAACAAUUUGGGAACCAUGAAUUAAAGAGCAAGGAAAACCAAA
Messenger RNA from Motacilla alba alba, 4815 nucleotides. It is a transcript of the gene WNT7A, whose product is annotated as Wnt family member 7A. Gene Ontology annotation, biological process: positive regulation of JNK cascade; multicellular organism development; neuron differentiation. Lineage: Eukaryota; Metazoa; Chordata; Aves; Passeriformes; Motacillidae. Gene Ontology annotation, cellular component: extracellular region. The record is from RefSeq and is a predicted model, not a curated record. The transcript has 4 exons. Bases 685 to 1734 code for a protein of 349 amino acids. Gene Ontology annotation, molecular function: cytokine activity; frizzled binding.